AUGGGUGAGCUUGUAAAUGCUGCAAGAACAUUAGGUGAAACAGGAAAUUUUGUAGAUGGUUUUAAAAGACUUGUUUCAAAUGUUUUAACAAACACAAAGAAAUUAUUUAGAUAUACCGUACAUAACGGACGGAUUUUCGAACAGAUAGCAACAAACCCUCCGGUUAUGGCUGCGUUGAUGAUGGUUAGAGAUAUAAAACCACGUAACGACGGGAACGAAGAACAUGAACAACAGGAUACUGGUCGGGUUAUUCGAGACAUUAAAAACGUGUAUCCUGAAGUUAUUGAUUUAUUUAGAGGAGUUAAUGAUUCAAUUUCAAAACAUUCUAUAACCCUCGAUGAAGAGAAUAAAUUAACAGAUUAUAUAUUCGUCAUUAUUGCAGAAUUAAUGAAGAGAAUAAAUGAAAAAGGAAUUGGUGAUAUCAUUAAUGUCAGCGAUGUAAUGAUGAAAAGAAAUUUUGACUCAUUAUUUACAAAACCGAAAACAGAAUAUA
Messenger RNA from Trichomonas vaginalis G3, 493 nucleotides. RefSeq lists its product as uncharacterized. The record is from RefSeq and is a predicted model, not a curated record. The annotation marks the transcript as partial. Lineage: Eukaryota; Parabasalia; Trichomonadida; Trichomonadidae. The transcript has a single exon.